This is a messenger RNA of Medioppia subpectinata, 672 nucleotides long. Lineage: Eukaryota; Metazoa; Arthropoda; Arachnida; Sarcoptiformes; Oppiidae. The record is from the annotation of a GenBank genome assembly.
CGCAGACAUGCCGUACAAGACAUCACUCCUCGGGAACCGAUUGUUAGCUCAACCGAUGCCAGAGACCAGUCGACGACAGUCUCAGGUGAUGGCCAACAGCAGCAGUCAAUGGCCACUACGGCUGUCCCACCACUGGUGCCGACAUCCGCCACCACUUCCAGUCUUAAUACACAAACUGUGGACAACACGUGCGAUGAACAUACCGAAGACAUCAUUCCUCGGGAUGUGAUUUCCAGCCAAUGCGAUGUCGCGGACACUAAAUGGACAGUACGGGCGACCGAUGCGGACACCCAAUCGAUGGACAGCGAUAUGGAUUUGGACUCCGAUAUUGAGAACAUGAUAGCGAUGGCCGACUUCGACACCCGUAUAACACCGGGUGGUAUAGAGUCGGCGCCCGUAUUUACUGGUCAGCCAUUGGCGGACAAUAAACAUACCGUUGAAGACAUCAUUUCUCGGGAACCGGUCGGCGACUCAACCGAUGCCAGUGAACAGUCAACUACUACUGCACACACCGACAGUCAACCUCAACAGCCAAUGGCCACUACGGCUGACCCUCCAGUGCUGCCGACGGCCAACACAUCUCUAUACGAGUUGUGCCAACCGUUUGGCCACAACUACGCUGAAAAUGAUGGGCAAAACGCUAUCCCAUACCAAACGACGCAUUCACAAUAG